ACUACACUUCCAGACGGCGAGAGGUCCGAUGGUCCGAGGUCGCUGCAGAGACGAAACGAAACUUUGCAGACAUGAUGCACCCCACACGCAAGCGAAGAAGGAGACAGGAGGCUACUCCGAGGUGGUCUGAGGUGCUGCUGCGAGGUGUGCUCGACGAAGAGAUGGGGUCGAUCUAAGAUAAAAGGAGCAUGUUUGCAGUCUGUUCUUGGUGACCCUCAUCAGUCUCCAACAUGCUCUCCCUCUCCCUUCAGCUUGCAAUUGCGGCUGCCUCUGCCGCGUCCGUGGCUGCCCUACCACCUCAUGAUGCUCGGACUUCUCUCUUGGCCCGUCAGAGCAACGAUCAGCCCAUCAAAGUCACCGAUUACUCCGCGUACCCUGACCCGGCCCGGUGGUCUCAGGCUGCGUACUGCAACGUGCAGUCUGGCGACAACGUCAACAAUGCCAAUGUAAUCAAGACUUUCGGCGAUGGGUCCGACACACCUUACGCCUAUGUUGCAUGGCACGAAGCGUCCAACAGGGUCGUGGUUUCUCACGAAGGGACGGACCCGAGCAAAUUCCAGUCGAUUGAGAAUGAUGCCGACUUCGCCCUUGCUCCGCUCGACAGUCGGCUCAAUGGCUGUCUCGACGGCGCUUCUCAACUGCAUCACGGAUUCCAAGACACCUGGACGCACACUGCCGACGACAUUCUCUCGACCGUGAGCGACCAGCUCAGCCAGCACCAAGGUGCCAGCGUCUUGGUCACGGGACACAGUCUCGGUGCUGCAAUUGCCUCUCUCGACCAUGCCUACCUCACCUGCAAGCUCAGCGGAACGACGGUCAGGGCAAUCGUCUUCGGUCAGCCCCGCACAGGCAAUCUCGCUUUUGCCAACAGUGUCCCGGCCUACGAGCACUUCAACAACGGUGACGACCUCGUACCACGUGUUCCGCCCCGCGCUGACGACAUCUCGUCGGCCAACGACGGCUACUGGCACGCCGCUGGCGAGCUGUGGCAGAAGGCUGCCGACGAAGUGAGCAGCCUCGUCAGCUGCCCUGGACAGGAGAACUCCAACUGUAUCGAUGGCCAGGGGACAGUCAACAUCAUUGACCACUUGGGCGUCUAUGCCGGCGUCACAAUCGGAGGCACGCCAGAUUGCUAAAAGCAUGAUCGAGAACCAUCUAGUUGUCAAAAAUAUGCUCCUAUCUGCCAAUCUCAAAUGCAUCUUGUGCCAC
Messenger RNA from Acaromyces ingoldii, 1209 nucleotides. RefSeq names its product alpha/beta-hydrolase. NCBI's taxonomy places the organism in Eukaryota, Fungi, Basidiomycota, Exobasidiomycetes, Exobasidiales, Cryptobasidiaceae. The record is from RefSeq and is a predicted model, not a curated record. The transcript is spliced from 3 exons. Bases 231 to 1136 code for a protein of 301 amino acids. Gene Ontology annotation, biological process: lipid metabolic process.